AUGUCUACAUCAGCCCAGUCCCAUGUCAAUGGCGUCAACGGCGUCAACCCACAGAAAGACCGUUCCAAUCUCGUGCCGUUCUCCUCGCGAUUGAAAGAGGGUAGGGCAUUGGCCGAGGAUGUUUGGUCAAUAUUCAAUGCGGCCAAUCUUCCCUCGGAUUGUCUCAACCUUGGGCAGGGUUACAUGAACUUCGCUCCCCCGGCCUGGGUCAGAGAGGGUGCCCAGCAGGCCCUGAACAGGGUUGAGACCAACCAUUACUCUCACCCGAAGGGCAGACAGCGUUUGCGUGAAGCUAUCGCGAAGCACUACGGUCCCCAGUUUGGAAGGGAGCUCGACGUGAACUCUGAGAUAUUGGUCACUAGCGGGGCGAACGAAGGACAGUACUCUGUGUUCGUUGCCUUCCUGGAGCAGGGGGACGAAGUCAUCAUGUUUGAGCCCUUCUUCGACCAAUAUCUGCCGUCCAUCACCUUCAACGGCGGUGUUCCCGUGUACGUCCCUUUGCACCCUCACACGGCAUCCGACAAACCUACGAGCAACGAUUGGGUCAUUGAUUGGGACGAGCUGAAACGGGCAAUUACGCCGCGCACGAAGAUGAUCAUCGUCAACACUCCUCACAAUCCCGUCGGGAAGGUCUUCACUAGAGAGGAAUUGGAGAAGAUUGCCGCUCUUGCGGAAGAGCAUAACUUACUCGUCAUGUCAGACGAAGUGUACGACUUCCUGGUGUUCGACGACAAGAAGCACGUUCGCAUUGCCAAUUUACCCGGCAUGUGGGACCGUACAGUGACUGUUGGUUCUGCUGGCAAACUGUUCUCUGCGACGGGCUGGCGGGUGGGAUGGCUGAUCGGCCCGCCUUCGAUCAUCAAGCCCACUCUGGCAGCGACCACUCGCAUAGUCUUCUGUUCCAACUCCCCUCUGCAAGAGGCUGCAGCGUAUGGACUAGAACAAGUCAAGGAACGCGGAUUCGUUGACCAGCAGGUCAAGGAGUAUGAUGAACGACGGAGAGUCUUGAUGGAUGCCUUCGAUAAACUGGGCAUGAAAUAUACCCGUCCGGAGGGCACCUACUUCAUCUUACUUGAUAUCUCAGGCGUGAAGUGGCCUGAUGACUACCCAUUCCCCGAAAGUGUCCGAGGAAGAGGGCGGGACUUCAAAGCAUGUUGGUUCAUUGCGAUGGAGAUCGGAGUAUCUUCCAUCCCCGUGAGCGAAUUCUACUGCGAAGAACAUACCUCUAUCGGAGAAAACUACGCCCGCUUCGCCUUCUGCAAGGACGUUGACACACUGAAACGUGCCGCGGAACGACUGCAGGGGCUCGAGAAGUAUUUGUAA
This is a messenger RNA of Sparassis crispa, 1323 nucleotides long. RefSeq lists its product as uncharacterized. Bases 1 to 1323 code for a protein of 440 amino acids. The record is from RefSeq and is a predicted model, not a curated record. Gene Ontology annotation, cellular component: cytoplasm; mitochondrion. Gene Ontology annotation, molecular function: pyridoxal phosphate binding; L-kynurenine:2-oxoglutarate transaminase activity. Gene Ontology annotation, biological process: biosynthetic process. NCBI's taxonomy places the organism in Eukaryota, Fungi, Basidiomycota, Agaricomycetes, Polyporales, Sparassidaceae. The transcript is spliced from 9 exons.